AUUUCAGUUUAAAUCUCAAGUAUCGAUUAAUUUAAGUAAGCCGCCAGGUGGGCCACUUGUCGAGGCAGAAGAGAACAGCUGAUGUCUCAAUUAAGUGUCUUGGCCGAAACAGAAAGUCGCCAUUGUUCAUUUAGGGCGUGUAUAGCCAUUGAUAACUCGUUUCUUACUGUGCUUUAUUGAUGGGAAUUCUCAUCUUGUGACUUCUCAUUUCUUAUGUGAUUCUCUGAGAUUAGGCUGGAUUAGGCCCUCGAUUUGAUUUUGUGUCAUUUGUGUCUACGAUUGCCUUAUUGACCGGCUCCUAAUUGUGGAUGCUAGGCAAUUUGUGCUCUGUCAAUUUUAUAUCGACGAAUAAACCCGUGCAUCGAUUAGAAGCAACUGAUAGGCCUACCCCCCCUCCUCUACUGUCUCAUUCUCUCGCGGAAAAAUUGGUGAUCGUAGCAGGACUUUCUUGGCCUGCAAGUUUGGAGAAUUGAAAUGGCAAGAGGCAGGAAGUCAAAGGCAGCCACGGCUUCUCAAAACGACAACACGGUUGCGUCCAGACUUCGUUCUCGAACAGUACCAGCAAAUGGUGAAGAUGAAUCGACACCCCCUGCUGAUCCCACUCAACAAGUCAAGAACAUUUCACGAGUUCCUCAACCUGAGGCGAUUGAACGUGAUGCCACUCGUAUGCAGAUCCAGAUGACCUGUAGCUGUAUUGACAAGCUCAUCAAGGAAAGAGGAUCAAGAAGAGCCUGUCUAGGCCUACUCAACAAACUCGACGACAUGUUGGCCACUGUCGAAAGACUCAAUUUAUUGGUGGUAGACCCGUCCGACGCUGAUGAAUUCGCGAAGCAAGCUCAAAUUCAAAUCGAUCUGUUCACACUUAUCGAGUCGAAGAAAGAAGACGUUGACGCUUAAGUCACCCUAAGAGCUGAUGACGAAUCUUCAGUCGGGUCCUGCAUGCAGUCAAUCAAAGGCGUACCACUGGCGACUCACCCCUCUGCCUCGACAGUUGGAGAGCGGAUGUGCAAGAGAGCUGCAGCAUAUCAAAAUGCUUAUAGUCUGGCAGCGGAGAAAAUUUUGCCGUCUGGUGAGAACAAGUUUCCUCGUGGCCCCUCUGCACCCGACAAAAAUGAAGUGACUCAGUCGGAGAAAUUGCUUGCUGAAGCGCAGAAAAGAGCAGCGGAGGCCCAACAGGAAGCUGCCCAGCUGCAAAAACGACUCGAAGAAGUAAAUAAGAAAGCUGAUUUGGCAAAUAAGGAAGCAAGCAGAUUAUCCGAUGCUGCCAUGCGACGCGGUUCAGCACCAACCAUCAUCAGCAACCCAUUCCACGGUUGGGGAGACGGAGCGUUCGACGAUUGGCACCGCCGUUCUACUCACGAACCGAACAAAGAGGAGGGAGAAGAAGAGGCACCAGACGACUGGAUCGACCGGUACUGCAACGGCCUAGAAGAAGCCAAUUGGUCAUAUUCUAGCAAAUCGGCAGCACGCGGGGAGCUUCCCAUCUACUCCGGAAGGGCAACUGAUUGGUUUUGGUGGUCGGAUUUGCUACGUUCGAUGGUUCAUGAUCAACGAAUCGCACCUGGAGAAAAGCUUGCUGUCUUGAAGAGCCGACUACGGGGAGAUCAAUUCGAAAUCGUGCAGGGCCUUGGCGGAGGAGAAUCUGCUUAUAAGGCCACUUUAUUCCGACUGAAGCAGUCGGCUGGACAUCGCGACGUAAUGCGUAUAGCACUACUCGGUGAACUCGAUCGUAUGGAGCUGGGCAGAGAAAAUUCAUCAUUCCGUCGCUUUGCCGAAAGAGCUCGAACCAUCUUCUUUGAUUUAACCCGAAUUGGGGAGAAAUUUAAUGCCGACCUCAUCGAAAGACUGAGCCGUAAAUUGCAUCCGGCGGAUCGACUCGAAUGGAAUUCCGGACGACGUACUGGAUUGGAACGGCGCCCUCUGAAGGAAUUUGGAGAGUGGAUGUGCGAGAGAGCUGCAGCAUAUCAAAAUGCUUAUAGUCUGGCAGCGGAGCAAAUUUUGCCGUCUGGUGAGAACAAGUUUCCUCGUCGCCAACAAUUUCCAACAACAGGGCGCACUAAUCACGUUAGCCUGGAGCCUGGCACUACAGAAAAACCGAAGAGUCGCUGCUUUUGCUGUGAGGGGGAGCACCGGUUGAUGGCUUGCCCAACAUUCAAAGAAAUUCCUACGAAAGAGAAGGUACGAUUUUGCGUCAAGCGCCGCUUAUGCAUGAAAUGUUUCGGGACGAGACACUCCGCAGCCGAUUGCAAAUUCGGAAAAGGUUGUGGAUUCAGCGGAUGCCCUUUUAUUCAUCACCCAUUGCUUCAUGAUGUCGAAGAGAAGCACGACAAAGGUAGCAGCCAUCACACAUCACUCUCAGCCCAGGUGGAUCGCGUUAAGGUGUCGCUAGGCGUUAUCCGGAUGGAAGCUUACACAGCCGAAGGCCAGCUCAUCCCAGUUUCAGUGCUGAUAGACGAGGGCAGCGACACGACGUUGUUUCGAGAGGACUUUCUUCAACGGCUUAAGAUCAUCGGGAAAGGUACUACUCUAGAUCUUGUAGGAGUUACCGGCGCCGAAUGCUACAAAUCGCAGAAGGCCCCAGUUCGAUUUCUUUUACCGGACGGGGAGGAAGCCGUCAUAAAAGGAACUACGAUCCCGCAGAUAUCUAGGCCGACUCCGGUAAUCGACUGGAGAAAAUUGAAAAAUCGAUGGCCACAUUUAGCUGACGUCCCAGUGCAAGAGAGUGGCGGAAAAAUCGACAUCUUGGUGGGACUCGAUCACUCGAAUCUACUUGCAGUAUUGGAAUCGCGCGUUGGAGGCGAACACGAACCUUUCGCAUCUCGCACUAGACUCGGUUGGGUCGUCCGCGGCCUGCUUGGGAGUGACAUCGGUCCGAUGACAACGGCCCACAUCCAUCAUAUCUCAGCGACUUCCGAGUUCUCGCUCGACGAAGAGUUCCAGAAAUUUUGUGCAACUGAAAAUUUCGGUACUGAAUUUAAAGGAGAUGCCCUUUCAGAAUCAGACCGAAUCGCCGAGAAGAUCGUUGAUGAAGGCCUGAAGAAACUCGACAUUGGGUAUGAAACCCCACUCACGUGGCUCGAAGGAGAGCCGACAUUUGAAAAUAACAGGACGCUGGCGGAGCAUCGUUGGCGAGACCUGAAGGAACGAUUCAAGAGAGAUCCAGAUUUUGAGGCGGAUUACAGAGCCGCGAUCAAGAAAUACGUCGACGAAGGCUACGCAUCGCGAGUAAAAGAGGAAGAUUUAUACUCGAACAACCAGUACUACUUGCCACAUCACGGUGUCUACAAGAAAGUGUAUGGUAAGAAGAAGAAGAAGCUUCGAGUCGUCUUCGAUGCCGCUGCCAAAUGGAAGAAGAAAUGCCUCAACGACGGAAUGCGACAGGGUCGAAAAUUGCAGAACGACUUAGCCAAGGUCCUCAUUCGAUUCCAGCUGGGGGAGAUUGCCUUUGCAGCAGACGUGACCGCCAUGUACAGCAGGAUUCGACUUCGACCACAAGAUGCCCGCUUUCAUCGUUUUCUCUGGGAAGAGAAAGAUUCUGACGUCAUCAUUACGUACCAAAUGGAUCGCUUGCCAUUUGGAUCUAACUGUGCCCCAUUUCUCGCCCUAAAAACCAUCCACAGAGCCGCUUCAGAUGCCACUAGAGGGAGAGAAGAAUGA
Daphnia pulex (common water flea) is the source of this 3657-nucleotide messenger RNA. RefSeq lists its product as uncharacterized. NCBI's taxonomy places the organism in Eukaryota, Metazoa, Arthropoda, Branchiopoda, Diplostraca, Daphniidae. The transcript is spliced from 3 exons. The record is from RefSeq and is a predicted model, not a curated record. The coding region runs from base 940 to 3657 and encodes 905 amino acids.